This is a messenger RNA of Colletotrichum spaethianum, 585 nucleotides long. RefSeq lists its product as uncharacterized. Bases 1 to 585 code for a protein of 194 amino acids. The transcript has 2 exons. The record is from RefSeq and is a predicted model, not a curated record. Lineage: Eukaryota; Fungi; Ascomycota; Sordariomycetes; Glomerellales; Glomerellaceae.
AUGGCGAAUCUAAAUGCUCCCGUGACAAAUGGGUCGCACAACGGACAGCUGGACCUGGACCAAGAACGCAGACGCUGGUUCGCUGAUUAUGAGGCAAUCAAAGCCCGCUUCGAGGCAGAAAAGGAAACCGUUCGAUCGAGAUUCCUUCAGCAACAGCGUGACGCAUGUACUGACCUGGACGACGAGGCUCGCUACGCCGACUUGCCAGGUCUCCCUCAAAAGGCCCGUGACCUUAUCCAGAAGUACCAGGGUGAGCUUCGAUCCCACCGCUGGGCCGCUUGCCAGCAUAGAUUCGAUGACGAGGAGAAGGACCGGACAAGGCGCGAGAAGGACGCUCUGCGAGAACAUCACAUGGUUUUCCCUGUCCCAGUCUUUUCCGAGUGCGGCUUACGCCUCAAGUGCGGCGCCAUCGGGACGGCCUUCGGUGACGGUGUCAAGCCAGACAUCGCCCACUGGACGCGUCGCACUGCCAUCAGACAUCUUGGCCCGUCGUUCCCCUUCGAGCUCAAUGACGAACACGAUCUCGCAAGCACGUCAGCCACUGUCCCAAGGUGCUAUGAUGUCUUCACACACUACGCAGCCUAA